UGUGUGUGUUGCCUCAGGUGAAAGCUUCUUCCUCAGAGCUCCGCGUUGUGGGCGGGGCUUGCGAGCGCGAAGGGCGGGGCUUCAGCGCUCGGGAGCAGGGUAGAGCGACAGAUGCUCGCAGAGUCAGACAGUCGAGGCAGGACAGCGACGCACACUCACACACGCUCCGCCGCUCUCCCUCACACACUCGCCGUGCGGAGCACCGGGACUGCACCUGUCGGACACUCGGACGGUCCGGACCAGACGACCUUAUGUGCGGAUGGGAGCAGAGUUACACGGCGACCUCUCAUAGCUCGGCCAUGUUGACCAGUGAGGGGGCGCACACCAUGGAGCAGGACCACACCCACCACCUCGCCAAGAUGGCAUCCACAGCCACCACGCCCGGCUCACCAGGGGCCGCAGCAGACUCCGACGUGGACGACGUCGACAUGGGCGUCUGGACGGAGGCGGAGUUUGAGGAGAAGUGCACGUACAUCGUCAAGGAUACAACGUGCGACACGGACGGCGAGGCGCCCGGGACCACUAGAGCCGAGGCGUCGCUACCGCGGAACCUUCUGUUCAGACUGUCGCCGGACACCAGAGAGGUGGUGGGUGUGUGCAGCCGAGAGUACAUCCCCAAAGGAACUCGCUUUGGCCCCCUGGUGGGAGAAAUCUACACAGCAGCCAGCGUCCCAAAAGACGCCAACCGAAAGUACUUCUGGAGGAUCUACGCCGACGGCGAGUUCCGCCACUUCGUGGACGGCCUGGACGAGAGUCGCUCCAACUGGAUGCGCUACGUGAACCCGGCGCAUUCGGCGGCUGAGCAGAACCUGGCUGCGUGCCAGAACGGGAUGGAAAUCUACUUCUACACGGUGAAGGCGGUGCCGGCCGGCGCCGAGCUGCUAGUCUGGUAUUGCCAGGACUUCGCCCAGCGACUGCACUACCCGCCGUCCGGAGAGAUGAUGAUGCAGAAGCUCAAGCAAUCCUUCCUGGAGGUCAAGCAGCAACAAGUCAGUGGAGACAAGUCUGCGGUGGACAGUACGCCUCCAGCCAAUCCUCCCAAGAGGGAGCACAGUGUCCUCUCCAUCCUUCAUGGCACCUCCAAAAAGGAGCCCAGCAGGCUGCUGCCCACCCGCCCACACUGUGCUGACAGCCCGGAGCGUCCACUGUACCCACGUGCUCUCUACCCGGCACUGAGAACCCAAAUCCCUGAGGACUUUUUAAGCUCCCAUAAAGCGGGCUAUCCAUGUUCCCCAGGGAACCAGUCCUCAGCAACCCCAAGCCCAUCUGCUCGAAGCAGCCCGGACAGCACACCUCAGGGAAGCCCCUCUGGCCCAGUGUCUUUCUACCCAACCGGACUGUCCUAUCCCAGCUACUCCCCGCCUUCACCCUUCUACCCAUCCAGCAGCCCUUACUCGCGCUACCUCCUGCCUCAUCACUACCCUCUUCCUGGUGGGGGCGUGCCUACCGUGGGCGGGAUCUUUCCCAGGAUGUACCCGGUCUACAGCAGCCUACUGCCCACGCACAUGCCGCUUCUACCCACCGAUGCAGCAGGGAGGCGCUUCUUGGUACCUGAACCCCUUCACCCAUCGUCCGCCCACAGAGACUUCCUCUUGCCUGGACCCACCAGCGCGUUUUCAGUUGCCACCUCUCUGAAGGACAAGGCUGGAUCCCACCAGCCGUACCCAGGUCACCCACAGGGAGCGGGACACAACACCGGGUCUCCUACCGCUGGAACAGCUCCAUCUAAUGAGCGUGUGCCCACAAAGCCGACCUCGGCCAUGCUGGGGAGUCCUGCCGAGCACAACCCUGAUGAGGAGGCCAUAAACCUAAGUAAGGGCAAGCGCGGACUGGGAUCCGCUGGCUACAAGGCGCUACCUUACCCGCUGAAGAAGCAGAAUGGCAAAAUCAAGUACGAGUGCAACGUCUGCAGUAAGACCUUUGGACAGCUGUCCAACCUGAAGGUUCAUCUCAGAGUCCACAGUGGCGAGAGGCCCUUCAAGUGCCAGACCUGCAACAAAGGUUUCACCCAACUCGCACACCUGCAAAAACACUACCUAGUCCACACCGGGGAGAAGCCACACGAGUGUCAGGUGUGCCACAAGCGCUUCAGCAGCACCAGCAACCUGAAGACUCACCUGCGCCUGCACUCUGGCGAGAAGCCCUAUCACUGCAAACUCUGUCCCGCCAAGUUCACGCAGUUCGUCCACCUCAAGCUGCACAAGCGCCUUCACUCACGCGAGCGCCCACACAAGUGCCCCCACUGCCACCGACACUACAUACACCUGUGCAGCCUGCGACUUCACCUGAAGGGCUACUGCUUGGCGGCAACCCCUGGCUCAGGCCCCGCCUCUGUCUCCACGCAGGCCACACUAGACGAGGUGCAGCGCGCCAACGAAGAGAUCGAGCGAUUCGACGUGAGCGAGCACGCUGAGCAGCUGGAGCAGCUGCAGGGUGGCGUGGAGAUGGAGGCCAUGCUGGAGAAGCAGGUGCUGGGGAUGUUGUGGCACGAGUCCGACGUCAUGUCUCCGCUUUUCCACCAGCGUCACCAGAGCAGCUACAGCGCGUUUGAGACAGCAAACGAAGCCUCAGUGAUCAAACUUCGGCGCAGCCCUGCCUCGCCCCUUCCUGCGAACAUCACGGUCAAACAGGAAAUGGACGAUAACCACUAAGACCAUCGGCGGACUGCGUUGCCCGGAGCAACAAAUGUAAAUAAUCCUCUUGAUGGUCGUCCAGUGUGGCGUCACCACCACUCACCUAUCAGGGACUCGCAUACUCAGGAAGACUUUGUCCCACGACUACUUAUCCACCCUCCAGACAAUCACCACCUUAAACCUAAUUUAUAUAAUUAUUGUUCUGUCUUCGAAUGUCUUCAUUUUUGAUCAAUUGACAAAUCUCCUUAAUUUAUUACUGUUGUUGUCGAAGCAAUAAGAGAUAUGAUCAUGUCGACGCAGCCAUGUUGGUAGCUGCGUCCACCCUGUGACCUUCAGGGUUUGAAGGUCAGCAGCGUCCUCUGAUGCCUCCUUAACUUAAAAAGGGCAUUUUUGUUUGUGUGUAUUGACAACGGUUACCUCAGCGAGAGCGUAUGUGUGAGCGCAUGUGGACGAUGUGAGUGUGUGUUUACAGGCUGAAGCUUCUAUUUAUUUUUGCUACUUGAAGAAAACCCAAACUGAGCUGGACGGCAGAUCUUCCUGUGGUCCAACGAAUCGGCGUCGCCACUGAUGACACAUGUAGCACGCAGCCGGCCCCGCGGCGGCUUUCGACAGCGACGCUAGCAACCAAAGUUCACACGGCUUUACUUUCUAAACCAAAAACUAAAGGGAAGGAUGUUUGUGGUGUCACGAAGGGACGCGUGAAUGAAGAAGAUUGCUCUUGUUUUUCAUAAAUGUUGUCUUAGUUUUGUUACUCUUGCGGUUGAGGAACCUUUGAACCCUGUGAUGGCCCCCUAACCGACAUUCACGGAAACACACCAAAGCACCUCAGCUGCCCUCAAUGCACUGCCCCCCCCCACGGUCUUUCCCCCCCGAGCUGAAACUCUUCGACCAAAGCGUCUCUGUUUACAUUUCUGGUUUACGACCUUUAUUUAUGUGCAAAAAUGUCAAGUGUAAAUUAUGAUCUUUAAAAUGUUCACUGCUUUAAUCUAAACUGCGACUUGGUGUCUUCUUCUGCACAAACACACUCGUCUAUCUUAGCAUUUCAUUCUGACCAGAAUGACCACGACUUCACACGAUUCUGUACUCACAGCACCCCCUGCUGGCGGGAGGAGAUUCAACUACACAAGGCAUCUCACUUUCUUAAACGGGCAACAGAUUUAUUUCCGAGCUCAGCUCAUUUUUUAAGGUUGUUUCUCCUCUUCACAACAACUCAUAACAAAAAAUUCAAUUAAAAGAACGUAAUUACAACACUUUCUAAAUAAAGG
Molecule: messenger RNA, 3898 nt
Organism: Synchiropus splendidus (mandarinfish)
Lineage: Eukaryota; Metazoa; Chordata; Actinopteri; Syngnathiformes; Callionymidae
Gene: prdm1a
Product: PR domain containing 1a, with ZNF domain
Exons: 7
Coding region: 252-2651 (799 amino acids)
Biological process (GO): regulation of transcription by RNA polymerase II; cell fate commitment
Cellular component (GO): nucleus; cytoplasm
Molecular function (GO): RNA polymerase II cis-regulatory region sequence-specific DNA binding; DNA-binding transcription repressor activity, RNA polymerase II-specific; histone deacetylase binding
Source: RefSeq, a predicted model, not a curated record